CCUAAACUGAAACCCUAGUUUCAUUUCAAUUUCAAGCAGCCAAGAUGCAGAUCUUCGUGAAAACCCUAACGGGGAAGACGAUAACGUUGGAGGUCGAAUCCUCCGACACAAUCGACAACGUGAAGGCCAAGAUCCAAGACAAAGAAGGCAUCCCACCGGACCAGCAGCGGCUCAUCUUCGCCGGAAAACAGCUCGAAGACGGCAGAACCCUAGCGGACUACAACAUCCAGAAGGAGUCAACGCUCCAUUUGGUGUUACGGCUCCGUGGUGGGGCGAAGAAGAGGAAGAAGAAGACGUACACGAAGCCGAAGAAGAUCAAGCACAAGCAUAAGAAGGUGAAGCUGAGUGUGUUGCAGUUUUAUAAAGUGGAUGAUGCUGGAAAGGUGCAGAGGUUGAGGAAAGAGUGUCCGAAUGCUGAGUGUGGGGCGGGGACUUUCAUGGCGAAUCAUUUUGAUAGGCAUUAUUGUGGUAAGUGUGGGCUUACCUAUGUCUAUCAGAAGGCUUGAGGUUAAGGUUUUUUUUGAGAUGAUUAUGUUAUGAAUUUGGUUGAAAUGUUAUGGAUUUUUGUAGUAAUUGUCUGGAAAAGUUUGGAUCUGUCUGGAUAUUGUUUUUGAUAUGGAAGUUUUUUUUUUUUUAAUUU
This is a messenger RNA of Helianthus annuus (common sunflower), 640 nucleotides long. RefSeq names its product ubiquitin-40S ribosomal protein S27a. The transcript has a single exon. Lineage: Eukaryota; Viridiplantae; Streptophyta; Magnoliopsida; Asterales; Asteraceae. The record is from RefSeq and is a predicted model, not a curated record. The coding region runs from base 45 to 506 and encodes 153 amino acids. Gene Ontology annotation, biological process: translation; protein ubiquitination; modification-dependent protein catabolic process. Gene Ontology annotation, molecular function: ubiquitin protein ligase binding; structural constituent of ribosome; protein tag activity. Gene Ontology annotation, cellular component: ribosome; cytoplasm; nucleus.